AUGGCACUCACAAGUCCACCGAUGCCUUCACCUACAGCCGCUGGCCUGGCUUCUGCCUUUAGUCCGCACUCAGACUCUCCCAAUUCGCCUGCACGAUUCAACACUCUCCCAGGAUCCGGAAAUACUCGGAGUAAUCGAUCAUCUGGACCAAGCGACUCCCUCGCACCACCACCUUCCCCAUACCCGCAACAGAUCGAACCCUCGCCGGUAGACUCCAAUGGCACAGAAGGUACAGAGAUAGAAGAGGAUGCACAAGAGGAUGCGGAAGUAGAAUUGGCAGGAUCAGAACGCAAUAGAGGCUCUCUUGAAGUGCAAUCACCAGAUAUUGAGAUUAUCAGUCCUGCGAGCGCAAAGAGUGACAACCCGCCUAAGAUCGUUACGGCGUUGCCUUCGCGCCUACGUUCGGACUCAGCAGACAAUGAUCCACAGUCAGUGAUUCACAUUCCGUCAGGCUUCAAAGACUUUGAAUCUGGCCGGACUCACACUUCGCCUUCGGAACAAUCGGAGAAUACUGCCAGAGUCGCAUCCCCAAGCACACCAGAAGCGGUAGUCAUUCCGCCUGCAGACCGGAGGCCAUCUGCCACCAUAUCUCCGGUAAACACAAAUGUGCCACGCUAUAUGGAACGAGAGACUCCACAGGCCAAGACAAGGCAAGAGCUGGACGAAGAAUAUAAUCGCAAAAGUCGACGCACGUCGAGCCUAGCAGACAUCCCCGAAGCCUUGGACAAGGACAUCGACGAGGAGCCCGGCGCCGAGCCAGAAGACGAGAACAAGGAAGAUGAUGCACCCAACACAGCGGGACUCGUUAGCGACGCCUCCAUGGCGCAGGCCAUCCAAACUCUGGACAAUGUCAAUGAAGAAGUCGCUGCUCUUCGCACGGCACUGGCCGAGUGCUGGACGCUAUGCAAUACUCUCGCAAAUCUCUCCUCCAGCCACAGGCAACGGACGUUCAAGUUCCAAGGCAAGACGGAAGUCCAGGAACAAGCAUGGCGAAGCUGUUGGCGGCUGUGCCAAGAACUAUACGACCACAAAGACGAAGAUCACACCUCGCAGGUCAUCCCGACUUUGGAGCUAUGCCGAGACUUCUGUCAGUCGCUCUUUGAUGCAAGGCAAAGAGUUGAUGAAGCAUCGGAUUCGGUACUUCGUGUGAGCUUUGAACUCAACAAUCAUCUUUACAACAUACAUGAUCGCAAUCUGCCGGAUGCAUUCGUUGAGCGCACCCUUGACUUCUACAUCACGCUUUGCCAUCGACUCAUGAAGAUGCGUACAUCUUUGCCGCAGGAGACGGACUCUCUGCUCCGAGCUUGCUGGUCCCUUGCAGAAAUGCUCUUCAACUUACGGCAGAACAGCCGCGAAGGCAAGCAGGCGGACGAAGAUCUCCUUGGGUCGGCUGUGCAAGCGUGCUGGGAAUUAUGCGAUCUUUUCCGAGAAGGCUGGACUCAGAUCAGACCUGAUAGAAACACACCACGGCCCAUCCAGACAACGUUCGGCUCUCAAGCAUCACUACACUCCAACUCUACUCGCGGCUCAAACGGACGGUCCACGGCAAGCACGGUCAGCACUCGAAAGUAUCACGAAGCAAGCGCAUUUCCUCCCGAGACGCCAGUAACUAUAUUCGACGACACAUCCACAGCGAACUCGUCCCCAGACUCAGUCACCGUUCCAAACAUCCUGGUCCUUGGUCCAGCAUCUUCAUCGGGAUCAGCACGAGGUGCACCGCAUCACGAACGCUGGUCCAGCAAUGCAUCCGUUCUAAGUGAUUACUCAGAAUCAGCCGCUGACUCGCAGAGGUCUUCCUCCACCGCCACAGCAGGAGGCGAAGAAGGCCAAUUAGCACGACUACGAUGCCUGCUCCUCAAAGCCGGCAUGAACACAGGCUACUCACGCACAUCAGGGCAACCGCUCCCGACCUACGUGAAAGCAUUACCAGACAACGCCUUCGGUACACUACCCUGGCAAAUGAAAGUCCUCAGCUUCUACAAGAAACUCGUCACAAACGACAAAUCAAUGCUGACGGUACACACUGUGGCAGGCCGAAGACUGAGUGCCGCCGAAACUGCCAAAGCCGUAAGAUGGCUUGGAAGCACGGGGCAGUGGGCUUGGAUGCGAGAUUUAUUUAGACUUGUGUUCGGCUUUGGCGUCGACGAAGCUGAUCGGAGAGGAGGAUCGUUUCAGAUAUGAGAUCGACCAACUCAGCAUGAUGAUGUUCAUGCGCGAUGAUUUGCAUGAAGACACGAUGACCAGGCGCCUGGGACUUUUUCUGGCGAUGGCGGCGCCUAUGAAUCGCCAUGGGAUCAAAUUCUCCGACAUGUCUCGGUAGCCGCGACGCAUGGUCAUGAGCCUCGUGGUUGCACAAGGCUUGUAUCAAGUUAUAUGCGACCGACACCAUAGCGCAUAGCGGCCGGCGCUUGGAAUUUCAACUACCAAGAGGAUUUUGGAACAGCAGAGGAAAACAACAUGAACGAAGAUGGAACUGAAAAGAGAAGGGACCGGAGGAGCGAUAGGCGAAGCGAAGUGAUUGCCAUAUACCCCUUUCGAGGCAUUUGUAGAUGACAUUGAUGCCGUUAUUGAUAGCAACGGGGGAGCACGAGACGAUAGUGCAGAGAACAGAUCUCUUCGUUGAUGAAGGUUCUAUUUGUACAGAUAGAGUAUUGAAGCAGGCCAAGAGAAGCCUUUUUCUUAUCCC
Pseudocercospora fijiensis CIRAD86 is the source of this 2686-nucleotide messenger RNA. RefSeq lists its product as uncharacterized. NCBI's taxonomy places the organism in Eukaryota, Fungi, Ascomycota, Dothideomycetes, Mycosphaerellales, Mycosphaerellaceae. The coding region runs from base 1 to 2181 and encodes 726 amino acids. The record is from RefSeq and is a predicted model, not a curated record. The transcript has 5 exons.